Bombus terrestris (buff-tailed bumblebee) is the source of this 1468-nucleotide messenger RNA. RefSeq names its product dynein beta chain, ciliary-like. Gene Ontology annotation, molecular function: dynein intermediate chain binding; minus-end-directed microtubule motor activity; dynein light intermediate chain binding. The record is from RefSeq and is a predicted model, not a curated record. Gene Ontology annotation, biological process: microtubule-based movement. Bases 657 to 1406 code for a protein of 249 amino acids. Gene Ontology annotation, cellular component: dynein complex. Lineage: Eukaryota; Metazoa; Arthropoda; Insecta; Hymenoptera; Apidae. The transcript is spliced from 7 exons.
UAAUAAUUUACUCACGUUUCUCGAUUUCGACUGCAAUCACGCUUCUUGGUCACCACUCAUCUCUCAAUUCAUUUCAUUUCUUUUUAUCACCUCUCAAUAUCCCUACUACGCACGCGUUCGUUAGACUUUCGCGACCGUGGUCACGCACGCUUUCUUUCGUGUUUGGCGAAAGGACCGUAGGGAUAUCGAUAGCUCAUUAGGCCUGUCGACGCUUACCCUUCGUCGUGACCUUGCUUAUGUUUUGUCGGUCUCUCGUAAACAGUCUAUGUGGUAUACUAUGUACCGAUGAAACCGUUGGAAAGUUCUUUGCCGUCGAAUGCCGCUACAUAUUACUUUGGAUGAUUAUUAUAACAUAAGCGAUUUUUCAAGGUGAAUUAUACCUUGCACCAGAUUUUUUGGUACCACCAAAUAGUGAUUAUGAUGCAUAUCAUCAGUACGUCGAUAACUACUUACCUGCUGAAAGUCCUGUUCUGUAUGGACUUCAUCCCAAUGCAGAAAUUGGGUUUUUAACACAAACUGUGGAAAAUCUGUUUAAAACGUUAUUGGGUAUACUAACAAGAACUGCCAGCGAUACAACAAGCGGAGAUAUUUCAAAAGAAGACAAAAUAAAAGGACAAAUAGAGGACUUAUUGGACAAACUACCAGAAGAAUUCAAUAUGCUAGAACUUUACAGCAAGGUGGAAGAUCGUACACCAUUUGUCACAGUUGCUUUACAAGAAUGCGAACGCAUGAAUCUACUGUGUGAAGAACUUAGAAGGUCCCUGCAAGAAUUAGAGUUAGGCUUAAAAGGAGAAUUAACUAUUAAUGCUGAGAUGGAAGAUCUACAAAAUUAUAUAAUGAUGGAUGCUGUUCCGCCGUCUUGGACAAAAAGAGCUUACCCUUCAGAAUUAGGAUUAAACAGUUGGUUCACGGAUAUGUUGUAUCGAAUAAAUGAAUUAUCUAAUUGGACUGCUGAUUUUAACUUACCAUCGUCGGUAUGGCUAGGUGGUUUUUUCAAUCCUCAAUCAUUUCUAACUGCAAUUAUGCAACAAACCGCACGCAAAAAUGAAUGGCCAUUGGACAAAAUGUGUUUAUAUUGCGAAGUACUGAGAAAAACCAAAGAAGAAAUCACAUCGGCACCAAGAGAAGGCGCGUAUAUAAACGGAUUGUACAUGGAAGGUGCACGAUGGGACGUUCAAACAGGAUGUAUCAUGGACUCUAGAUUUAAAGAAUUGUUUCCAUUAUUGCCAAUUAUGUAUAUUAGGGCGAUUACACAGGACAAACAAGAUUUAAAGAAUAUGUAUGAAUGUCCUGUGUAUAAAACACGAUCGCGAGGUCCUACUUACGUGUGGACGUUCAAUUUAAGAACUAAGGAGAGAGCUAGUAAGUGGAUUCUUGGUGGAGUGGCAAUUCUAUUACAAAUCUAAUUUUAUAAAUUAAAUUAUGGACUAAAUAUGCAAUUAAAAUAAAGAUUUUCGAAAUUGUCAAA